Aspergillus ruber CBS 135680 is the source of this 368-nucleotide messenger RNA. RefSeq lists its product as uncharacterized. Bases 69 to 356 code for a protein of 95 amino acids. The transcript has a single exon. NCBI's taxonomy places the organism in Eukaryota, Fungi, Ascomycota, Eurotiomycetes, Eurotiales, Aspergillaceae. The record is from RefSeq and is a predicted model, not a curated record.
CUUCACCUGUUAUCAAUAACCGUUGUCUCGUACCAAUCUUGAUGCUAAAAAUACUCAAGCCCAACAAAAUGAAGCGUGAAGUAUCGGGACAAUCAGACACCAACGUCUUAAAACAGAUGACGCCUGAGGAGAUGAGAGAAAGUAUCAAGUCCCUCAAAUCCGAGAUGCAAGAAUUCCAGGACGAGCUACAAUCAAUCCAGGACAGGCGACACUUGAUCCAAGAUGAAAAGCUUCAGUUGAAACGUCAGCUUAAAGAGAAAGUCAAGUAUGACCAUGCAGAGACUCUAUCGAACCAGUACUGGGAAGAAGCCAAGCAGAGACUAUGUGAGGAGACCGAGCUUGUGAAAGCGAAUUGAGCGCAACACGGC